CUCCAAAACAACACGGAUCCUUCCCCUUCUCUAAAGGGUGCUGAACGCCCUAGACUACCUCCGCAGCCAUGACUCGAAAGGCCUUUAGCUCUGAUGUCCAAGCGGCCUCAGAGAAGUCCAUCCCUGGUAUUACUAAAGUCGGCAAGGGAGAGGACGAUGGCGAUGUGACUUUCCUAUUUUCCCCAGCUUCGGGGCCCCCUAUUGAAAUUGGAUUGCUGGCUCUUGAUGUCUCUGGCUAUCCAUUGGACAACAGUUUCAUGAUAUUCACGAAGUCCUCUGAUGUCCCAAAGGGCAUCGACGAGGUUUUAGAGCAUAUCGCGAGCUCCUCCACCGGAAUGAAAAUUAUUGAUCUCAUCGCGAGCAUCUCUCAACGACUGAGGAAGACCCUUGCGACUGGGUCCCAGGAAGAUCCUCUUAGUUUAGGUGACAACUCAGAUCUGGAGAUGUUAGAUGAAGAAGGUGGAGAAUCAGGAGACGAAGACGACAUUGACGAAUUUGAUGACGGUUUCCUUUCUGACGGUGACGGACUUGAGAGCUUUGGACCACCCGGCAGUAUUAGACCAUCAUCUUUGUCGACAUACAACAUCCCCGCGGAGGCUGCUGUCAAGAUAAAUCGACGGAUCAGGGCCGAUUUUCGUGCUGUCAAGUUUGCGGGUUUCAAGCUGGGCGUCUUGAGCGGCUUGAAGGCGGAAUCCCAGACCAGUGUUAUUAGUAUCUCAAUACAGGCUGCGAAGCUCGGCUUGUCAGAUGAAGCCUUACAAGCCUGGGACCUUGGGCCGCAACAAUAUAUUGUCCUCCUCAUGCGUUACGCUGAUGGUUAUAAGACAUUCGAAGCAGUGGUUUCAGAGCCAGCUAAAUCUCUUGAGAUCUCGUUCCGUAUCGGUGUUGGCAACAAGUAUAAGCCAACUCUGAACGAAGCACACUCUGCAUUCACAGAAAUAACAAAGCACGAGACCAGUUCUCAUAAUGGUAACAACGCUACUAGUUCGGAUGAUAAGGCCAUGACGGGAUUCAGCAGUCUCUUUAUCAGCAGCUCAUUGAAUGAGUUCUUCAACGAGCAAUUCAUAUCCCUCUUGAAGAUCAGAAGCUCUAUGGGCCUUGGCUGGGAUGGUGCGAAGCUUUUCUUCAACGACAACCAAGGACGUUUUGACCAGGAAGCCUCUAUCCUCGGUCCACAAUAUUACGAGGAGUCAACCCCAGCACAAGGUUCUUUGCCAGAGAUGCUGUGCGGCGACCACCUUACCGAUACAAAUAGCACAAGUGUCUCUUUCCCCUUGAUUACUGCCCAAUUCGCCAUGCGAUACUUGCUUCGAUGCACGGAAUACUGCCUUGUCUGUCAUGACAAAAUUUCUGGAGAAUUUGAGGCAUUGAAACCUUACGUCUGUGACAAACCUCUCUGUCUCUAUCAAUACAUGUCUCUUGGUUUUGGCCCCAGUGUCGAGCAUGAGAUAAUGACUCAACCUGUUGUGGUUGACUUGCUUGUCAGUUUUUGUUAUGCAGCUGCUUCUAACCAAAGGAUUCGAGAGUACCCUACCGGCAUGAGUCUUUUAGUCCCUCCGGUCACGGAUUCUACUAGAGCAGCAUCGAACCCAGUACCAAUAAUAAAGAGCAAAUCGGACCCUCUUAUCAAUCCUACUAAGGUCAAAUAUGACAUCAAUCACCCUCAAAUUGUCUUUGAGAAUGACCAAUCUUGCCCAGUUCGGAAUGGAGACUGGGUUGUCAUUGAUCUAGAAGAUAAAGGGAUACCACCAAUCCAUCAUCGGGUGACGGAUAUUUCAAUGUAUCCGAUAGUCAAGCUAUCAGAGUGCAGGGUGAUUCAAGGCGAUUUUGCCAAUUUGAUACCGGCGAACCAGACGAGCCUGACAAAGACCCCCUUUACCCCAGCUACUACACCCCCACUCGCUGUCCCUGUUCCAGCACAGAUGACAGCCUACGACCAGAAUUUUGAUGAUGUGUGUAAUGCCAAGAAAGCAGAGACUAUUGUCGUACUGCUCAAUACUUUGCCAUCUAUCAAGCAGCUGCGAGCGUAUCUUGUUCAGCAGAGUCGGUUUUCCGAACCUAGUCUUCGAACGUGGAAAGAGCGUGUAUCCCCAGCCGCAUUAGGAUUACUUCGUUGGAUCGUUGCCUCAAAUCGCUCUUGUAUUGUUCAAGUCAAUAAAUGCCCUGGCCAGGAAGAUAGAGACCUGGCGGUGUCCAAGAUCAGGCUCGAUCAGAAAUGCUCAAAUGUAACUGAUAGCUGGGUCCAAUUCCGUUUCGCGCAAGGAGCUCCUGAUAAGGAACAGCGGUUUUUGAAUGCCCUCAAGACGGAGAAGAAAAAUUUGCAUCCAAAAUAUCCGACCCUUUUUGCGUUCCACGGAAGCCCUCUCCAGAAUUGGCACAGUAUUAUCCGACAUGGAUUGGAUUUCAAAGAAACCCUACAUGGCAGAGCUCAUGGACAUGGAGUGUACCACGCAAUGGAUCAGGCCACUUCUGCUGGCUAUUCUGGUUCUGGCUAUGCUUCUUGGCCUGGCUCUGACCUCCAAAUAAGUUCUGCGAUGAGCUUGAAUGAGAUUGUCAACUGUCCGUCGCAGUUUAUAAGCUCUAACCCUUAUCUUGUAGUUCAACAUCUCGACUGGAUUCAAUGCAGGUAUCUGCUGGUACAAGUUAGUCAAAACACCACGAUUCCCACGUCUAAUGUUUUUCGCGCUGCCGGCGCAGUUCCAACUAGUCAACCAGAACCGUCUCCCUUUAGGGACGUCGCCCAAGAUCCAAAGUUUACAGCAAAGACAACAAUGAAUAAACCCAUUGGCAUUCCACAGUGUGCUACAUCAAUUUCUAGAGCAUUUCGGGACAACCUCGUUGCUGAGCAGCCUCCUCCAAGGAAUAAGAGACGCAAACAUACUUCACCGAAAGAUCAAUUAACGCUUGCAGAAGUAGAGCCGAGUGACGAUGAAGACCCAGAAGACAUUAAGUUUCUGUUCUCUGACGACGAGGAAUCGUUAGGCAAAGGAAAAGGAAGAUCAGAUGAGCUGAUUCUGUUGGGAUCCGCAAAGAGAACUGCGAAGCCUCAAACCGAUUUUGUACCCGGCUCUCUAGAUCAAUCAAAAUUGCCCAUGCUGGAUCCUCCAUCAUAUGCCACUCCAUCAGCGACUAUGCGUCUCAACAGAGAGCUACAGACCAUUCUGAAGGUUCAAAAAGCAUCACCAUUACACGAGCUUGGUUGGUACAUUGAUGCCGAGCUUGUUAGCAAUGUAUAUCAAUGGAUUGUUGAGCUUCACUCCUUCGAACCUACUCUGCCACUAGCAAAAGAUAUGAAGGUAGCCGGUGUAACUAGCAUCGUUCUUGAAAUCCGUUUCGGAAAAGACUACCCACAUAGCCCGCCAUUUGUCCGGGUUAUUCGACCUCGCUUCCUUCCAUUCAUGAGUGGUGGUGGUGGUCAUGUCACGGGUGGUGGAGCGAUGUGCAUGGAGCUGCUCACCAAUACUGGUUGGAGUGCAGUAUCCUCGAUUGAGGGCGUUCUUCUCCAGGUUCGCAUGGCAAUAAUGAACAUGGAGCCUAAGCCUGCGCGCCUUGAGAGCACAUCAAAAGACCGGCAGCGCGACUAUGGAACAAGUGAAGCUAUGCAGGCAUAUAUCCGAGCUUGUCAAACACAUGGAUGGGAGAUUCCGAAAGACUUUCAGGAUUUUGGAGUGGGAGGCUGAGGUUGGGUGGAUAUUAACAGGCCAUCUGGAAUGUAAUGGGACCUGAGGCUGGAGGGCAUCUUCAAAAAAAUGAUGGGAUGAGCCAUCGUCUUAUGGUCAUGAUUGAUAUUUGGCGCUUGGGUGGCAAGGGAUAUGGGCAUCUUUCGUGCUGUCUUUGGCGCUCAGGGGCUAAAGGAGGCUUACGAAGAGAUACCUAUGGUAAUUGUAAUUAUAUUCUCGUCAAGACAGACGCAACAAAAUAAAUGUAUGAG
Messenger RNA from Amorphotheca resinae ATCC 22711, 3931 nucleotides. RefSeq lists its product as hypothetical. Bases 69 to 3680 code for a protein of 1203 amino acids. NCBI's taxonomy places the organism in Eukaryota, Fungi, Ascomycota, Leotiomycetes, Helotiales, Amorphothecaceae. Gene Ontology annotation, molecular function: NAD+ poly-ADP-ribosyltransferase activity. The record is from RefSeq and is a predicted model, not a curated record. The transcript is spliced from 7 exons.